Molecule: messenger RNA, 2820 nt
Organism: Polyodon spathula (Mississippi paddlefish)
Lineage: Eukaryota; Metazoa; Chordata; Actinopteri; Acipenseriformes; Polyodontidae
Product: prolyl hydroxylase EGLN2-like
Exons: 7
Coding region: 530-1954 (474 amino acids)
Biological process (GO): cellular response to hypoxia; peptidyl-proline hydroxylation to 4-hydroxy-L-proline
Cellular component (GO): cytoplasm; nucleus
Molecular function (GO): peptidyl-proline 4-dioxygenase activity; ferrous iron binding; L-ascorbic acid binding
Source: RefSeq, a predicted model, not a curated record
UGCAUUGCCGAGAUCAUGUGAGGCAGUGUCCUGCGCACGUGUAACUGACACAGGCUCUUAUGGAGAGCGCUGAAGCGAGAGCCGGGGCUGAGGCGAGCUAACGCGUUUCAUUGCAAUUAACAGCGCAUCGACAGGCAAAAGAGCUAAAAACGCACAGCCAAUUGCGAUAAAAUUAGAAAAUAAGGGUUUCUAACUGCAAGUUAGUUAAUGUGCCGAGAGAAGUAUGGUUUAAAGGCUUGUCCGGAUAUUGUAGGAGAAGGGAGAUUGUUCAGAAGUGGCGCUGCCGGCUGGCUACACUGAAGACCAUCCUCUAAAAAUGAAAAGGGGAAAAGGAAAUUAUGCAGCAAGUUUGGAAAUAGAAUGAAACUGUCCCCCCCAGGCCGCCCUUCAAUCCGUCUCAGCUUCACCUCUGAUGUCUGCAGCGUGAGGCCAUUGCUCUGCUCACAGCAUUACAAACUGCAAAGACUUGCAAAAUGGGCAAGGGAUGUGAGCUGUGUGCGAUACUACUAGUCGAGAUGAGCAUGCUGAAAUGGAAAAUUUGGAGCAGAGGGACCUUGUGAAUAACCGCACACCUGCAGAGCCCGAUCGGUCAUUCCAAAAGGAGACACAGCUCAGCCAGCCGCAGCUUCAUCACCUUGAUGCUGGCGCUGCCAUGGGGGUUGAAGGCCAUGGCAGCUCACCUGUCAGAACCAGACAACUGCCCUCGUGUUCCGCAGAGCUGUUAUCUAGUAUUGGAUCCCGAGAGCCUGUUUCUGAGACCCCAGUUUUAAAGCCGCGGCUGGAAGCGGGGGUCCCCCUAUUAUUAAACAGGACGUCGGCAACGUGCAGUGAAACUCUGAGUGGGUGCAGACAGGGGAGUGCAGGAGCGGCGCGCUACCCCAGUCACCCAGCCUCGGUUGAACCAGUUAGAAGAACACGGCUCUUAGAAAAUAACAAGGCUCCUCGUGGAGUUGCAUUAUUAAAAAGAGACAAAAAUGAUUGGCUGCUACAACGGGGUCGGCCACUGGAUAAUGGGGGUGCAAAUUAUUCCCUAACGGUGAAUGGGUCUGGGGAGCCUGUUUGCCCCAACAGCAAAAGAAGACACGUGGAAGGCGGAGACGGUGAGCAAAGCUUGGAGAACAAGGACGUAGUACCGAACAGCCAAAACUCUAUCAAUAAAAACAAUGUCAGUACAAUUAAAGAGGGCCAAGCAUCGAACUCUGCAGCCCGGCGCUUGUCGGCGUCCGAUGCCCUGGUCCAGACCUCCCCAGAACGCACUGCCCUGGACUACAUCGUCCCCUGCAUGAAGCGUUAUGGUAUAUACAUCAAAGAUGGCUUUCUGGGAGACGAGCUGGGCAGCCAAGUGCUCCAGGAGGUCCAAGCCUUGAACCAGAGUGGGAAAUUCCGGAAUGGCCAGUUAGUGAGCCAGCGGACUAUCCCCUCCCGAAAUAUCAGGGGUGACCAGAUCGCGUGGGUGGAGGGGAGAGAGCCGGGCUGCGAGAGUAUCUGCUCGCUGAUGGGGCGCAUCGACGAGGUGGUCAUGCACAGCACUGUGAAUGGCCGGCUUGGGGACUGCAUGAUCAACGGCAGGACCAAGGCGAUGGUGGCGUGUUACCCUGGUAACGGGACAGGGUACGUGCGUCAUGUGGAUAACCCCAGUGGAGAUGGCCGCCUCAUCACCUGCAUUUACUAUCUCAACAAGAACUGGGACGUCAAGGUUCAUGGCGGCCUCCUUCAGAUUUUCCCAGAGAGUCGCCCCGUGGUGGCGAAUAUCGAGCCUAUUUUCGAUAGGCUCCUGAUCUUCUGGUCAGACCGACGGAACCCUCACGAAGUCAAACCAGCGUACGCCACACGGUAUGCCAUUACAGUGUGGUACUUUGAUGCAAAGGAGCGAGCAGAAGCAAAAGAGAAAUACAGACUCGCUGCUGGACAGAAGGGGCUCCAAUUGCCUCUAAUACAAAGUGGCAUGACCUAACAAAACCAGAGUGCCGGGGAGCCAGAGGGUGCUUGCUGCUGUGCUGCUAUUGGACGGAUUGGAGAGAGGCCCCUCCCAGCACCACCAAGAAGCCCCGCCCACCUCCACCCAUGAGUCUGUUCAGUGGGGUUGUGUGCUUUGGGUGAUUUGAUAAAGAGGUGAAUUUGCUCUGGGCCUAGGUUGACCCCAAGAUGGGACGUGGGCAGAUGGAAAGAAUUAUUGUGAAUCUGACACAAGGAACAGAACAAGGAGUCUUGGUCGGUCGUAUUCUGUUGCCAGGCUGUCAGUUAAACCAGCAAAAAGCAAUCGAGUAAUUGAGUACACAAAACGCAAUCGUUCAAAAAAGUAUCAGUGAUUGUAUCACCCACAGAAAUGUUUUCUUAAUUUAUAAAAAGUGUUUUUGAAGUUACGGAUAUAUACAUAACAUUUUUAAUUUGUACAAUUUUUAAUGUUUACAAAAGUGUUAAGUACAGUGUGUUGUACUUGUGUGCAGUUGACAGUACUAAAAAUAUAUCAAAAUGAACACUAUUGUUAUUAAUGAGCUGUUUAGCACAUUCACAAUGUGUUUUAAAGCGUUCCUUUUUGGCGUAGUUUAUUACUGGUAACCAGAUACCCUUAUUUUGCCAGGUUCUUGGUGAAAUCAUAAUUCCCUUAGAAGCGAUAUUAAAAGGGUCUGGCUGUACACGUUUCUCUUACAACCACUGAGCUCUCUGCUCAGUUUAACAAAGAAACUAAGAAGAAAAGUAACAGAUUAUUGUUAUGUUUCCUUCACCAGUAAGUAACUUUUAAAUGCAAUUGUAGUUUUGGCUACUGUCUCCGUACCUUUAAUGACUUUCCCAUCAGUCUGUGGUUCUUUUUGUAAUUAC